This is a messenger RNA of Symbiodinium pilosum, 290 nucleotides long. The record is from the annotation of a GenBank genome assembly. Lineage: Eukaryota; Dinophyceae; Suessiales; Symbiodiniaceae.
GUGCAAGCUGUCAUUUUGGCGCCGCUUGCUGUUCACCCGGACUUUCAAUCCAAAGGUAUUGGGGGCCAGCUGAUUCGUGAAGGCCUGAGAACUGUGGAAGCCAAAGGAACUGGCUUGGCUUUUGUCCUCGGGCAUCCGGGCUACUAUCCGAAGCAUGGCUUCAAGCCUGCUGGAGCCCUUGGCUAUGAUGCACCUUAUCCCAUCGAGGACAAGAAUGCAGAUGCAUGGAUGGUCCAGGCCUUGGGCGAGGCCGUGGGCGAGAGUGCCAUCUCAGGCGCGCGCAGUACAGU